GCGCUGCGGGGAGGCGGGCCAGGAGGGCUGCGGGGCAAGAGCUGAACACAGCCGUUCUCCCUUUCUUUCCUCUCCUCCAGCGGCAUUUUGGCCUCUUCACCUCUUUGAAGCCUGUCCGCGCGCUAGGCCGGAAACAUGAGCAGCAACAACUUCAGUGCGAAUGAUGAGUUUGACGAGCAGUUGCGAAUGCAAGAAUUGUACGGAGACCCCAAAGACGGUGACACCCAGAAUGAUCCCACUGGAGAAACUGAUCCUUUGGAGCAGCAGCCUGCUGACACCCCCUACGAGUGGGACCUAGAUAAGAAAGCUUGGUUUCCCAAGAUCACUGAAGAUUUCAUCGCUACAUAUCAGGCUAAUUAUGGCUUCUCUAAUGAUGGUGCAUCCAGUUCUACUUCAAAUGCCCAGGACAUUAGUACCAAGACUGCAGAAGAACCUCCGCAAAGAGAAGUACCUGAGACUGCUGACCCCAGAAAGAGAGGAGAAAAAAGAAAGGCUGAGUCAGGAUGGUUUCAUGUUGAAGAAGACAGAAACACAAAUGUGUAUGUGUCUGGUUUGCCUCCAGACAUUACAGUGGAUGAAUUUAUACAGUUGAUGUCUAAGUUUGGUAUUAUUAUGAGAGAUCCUCAGACAGAAGAAUUUAAGGUCAAACUUUACAAAGAUAAUCAAGGAAAUCUUAAAGGAGAUGGACUUUGCUGUUAUUUGAAGAAAGAAUCUGUGGAACUUGCAUUGAAACUUUUGGACGAAGAUGAAAUUAGAGGCUAUAAGUUGCAUGUCGAGGUGGCAAAGUUCCAAUUGAAAGGGGAAUAUGAUGCCUCAAAGAAGAAGAAAAAGUGCAAAGAUUAUAAGAAGAAGCUGUCUCUGCAACAGAAGCAGUUGGAUUGGAGACCUGAGAGGAGAGCUGGGCCAUCACGGAUGCGCCACGAGAGAGUUGUCAUCAUCAAAAAUAUGUUUCAUCCCCAGGAUUUUGAGGAUGACCCACUGGUGCUGAAUGAGAUUCGAGAAGACCUUCGAGUAGAAUGUUCGAAGUUUGGACAGAUACGGAAACUCCUUCUCUUUGAUAGGCACCCAGAUGGUGUGGCCUCCGUGUCCUUCAGGGAGCCAGAGGAGGCUGACCAGUGUAUUCAGUCUCUUGAUGGAAGGUGGUUUGGUGGCCGUCAAAUCACUGCCCAAGCGUGGGAUGGGACUACAGAUUACCAGGUUGAGGAGACUUCGAGAGAAAGAGAGGAAAGGCUGAAAGGGUGGGAAGCAUUUCUCAAUGCUCCUGAGGCCAACAGAGGCCUUCAACGUUCAAACUCCAUCUGUGCUUCAGAAAAGGCAGGGCCUUCUAGAAUAAGGCAUUUUUCAGAACACACAAGCACAUCUGAAAUGAAUGAUCAGGAAGCUGCAAUUGGAAUGGCAUAUGAAGAGCCUAUAGAUGAGCAGAAGUUUGAAAAGGCUGAAGGUGGAGAAUUUGAAGGAGAUACUUCUGGAAAAGAUGCUAAAGAAGACAGAUAUGAAAAAGAGGUGAAAGAAAAUUGGCCUGGGAAGGAAUCUGAAGAGAACUGCCCUGAAGGAGAAUGUGAAGAAAGCUGCACCGAGAAAGAAGAGAGUAGUCCUAGAAAGGAGUCACAAGAGAAUGGGCCAGGAAGAGAAUCUAAGAAGAGAGGCAAAGACAGUUGUGAAGAAAAUGGCCUUGCAAAAGAAGCUGAAGACCAUGGCCCAGACAAGGAGUCUGAAGAGGAAGACAGCCUCAAGAAAGAGUCAGAAGAGGAUGAUUCAGAGAGGGAAUCAGAUGAAGACUGUUCAGAAAAGCAGUCUGAUGACAGCUCUGAAAAAGAAUUAGAAGAAAACUGUCUUGAAAAAGAUUUUGAAGAUGGUGGCUCUGACAAGGAGUGUGCUGAAAAUCUUGACAAAGAGGUAGAAGAAAAUGACACCGACAAAUCAGAAUUUGAGGAAGGAUCUGAAAGAGUGCUGGAUGAGGAAGGCUCCGAUAGAGAAUUUGAUGAAGAGUCAGAUGAAAAGGAAGAAGAUACCUUUGAGAAGGUUUUUGAUGAUGAAUCAGAUGAAAAAGAGGAUGAAGAAGAUGUAGAUGAAAAGGGGUGUGAAGAUGAAAAAGAGGAAGAAGAUGAUAUGGACGAAAAGCUCUUUGAUGACUCUGAUGAGAAGGAAGAUGAAGAAGAUGCAGACCUGAAGAAAGAUGAAGAUGCUGAUGAAAAGCUUUUUGAAGAUAAUUCCAAUGAGAGGUCAUUUGAUGAGGAGGAGGCUUCCAAUGAGAAGUUGUUUGAUGAUGCUGACGACAGGGGGACUAUGGGAAAUGUGAAGGAAGAUGGGUCUCAGUCCACAGACAGCAGCUUUGUCCUCAGUAGUGACGAUGAUGAAGAUGAAGCUUAAUCCCUUCCACUUGCUUUUAGGGAAGAGCUCUCAAAUCCAUUUGCCUGUGCUUCAGGGCCAUUAGUAGUGGUAGGAUGCCAUCAGACUAAUGCCUCCAAAGUUUUCAUUCUCACCUGUACCUAAGGAUUUUAAAUAUGUUCAUUGGCUUUUGAGUUAAACUUCAUAGCUGUAAAGCAAGUAACUGGAUAUCUGUCCUUUUGUCAGAUUUGUUAAAUGCAUGCAAAAUAAUAUUUUUUAAAGUAUUCUGAUUGGAGUUUGUGAUAUUCAGAAAUAAAGAUAAAUUGAUGAUAUGCAGAAACUGAAA
Molecule: messenger RNA, 2674 nt
Organism: Jaculus jaculus (lesser Egyptian jerboa)
Lineage: Eukaryota; Metazoa; Chordata; Mammalia; Rodentia; Dipodidae
Gene: Htatsf1
Product: HIV-1 Tat specific factor 1
Exons: 9
Coding region: 136-2370 (744 amino acids)
Biological process (GO): mRNA splicing, via spliceosome
Cellular component (GO): U2-type spliceosomal complex; U2 snRNP
Molecular function (GO): RNA binding
Source: RefSeq, a predicted model, not a curated record